This is a messenger RNA of Blepharisma stoltei, 2031 nucleotides long. NCBI's taxonomy places the organism in Eukaryota, Ciliophora, Heterotrichea, Heterotrichida, Blepharismidae. The record is from the annotation of a GenBank genome assembly.
AUGGUGAAGAUUAGACCAUUUAAAGGCUACGUCGUAGAUCCUUCAAUCGCUCACAGACUAAUAGCUCCUCCAUACGAUGUCUUGGACUCUGACGAAGCCCGCAUCAUGGCACACGGAAAUGAAGCCUCAUUUCUCCAUUGCAAUAAACCAGAAAUUGACCUUCCAGAAGAUGUUGAUGUCUACUCUGACAUCGUCUACCAAACCGGCCACAAAAAUUUGCAAGCCUUCAUUGCAAACCAUUGGCUAAUCCAAGAGCCAGAAGAACUUAUCUACAUCUACGCCCAAACCAUGAACGGAAGAAUCCAGUAUGGGAUUUUAGCUGGAGCCUCUGUCGAUGACUAUGAAAAUGGCCGCAUAAAGCGUCAUGAAUUAACCAGAAAGAAAAAAGAAGAAGACAGGACCAAAUUAACUGAUAUCCAAGGGGCAAAUGUAGGUCCAGUCUUUUUAACUUACCCUGCCAGUGAAGAAAUUGAUAGCGUUGUGUCGAGCGUGAUAGCGAGAAAUGCAUUUGCAGAUGUGACUACAGAUGAUGGGAUUAGACAUACACUUUGGAAAUGCACAAGUGAAGAGUCUGCUGUCCUUGUGAACUGCUUUGAAAAUAUCCCGUUCACAUAUAUAGCGGAUGGACAUCACAGGAGUGCUUCUGCUUUUAAUGUAGGAAAGCUGAGACAGGAAAGAGCGAAGGCUGCAGGACAAGAGAUCACAGGAAAUGAAGAUUUUAAUUAUUUUAUGGCUCUGCAUUAUCCUCACAAUCAAUUGAAGAUCUUUGACUAUAACCGAGUCCUCAGGGAUUUAAAUGGGUUAACACCUGAGCAAUUUUUAACUGCUUUAAGGGAAAAUUUCGAUGUUUAUGAUAUCUCUGAAAGAGCACCUCCUGCCAAACACCAUUAUUCUUUAUAUCUAAACGGCAAAUGGAUAGGGCUUAGAAUCAAGCCAGAAAAAAUCAUAGGGACUGACCCUGUCAGCAAUUUAGACUCAUUUCUGCUUACCCAGCUGUGCCUUGCCCCAAUCUUGGGAAUAGAAGACCUUACUACAAGCGAAAGAAUUGAUUUUGUAGGCGGAAUUCGAGGACUUGACGAGCUUGAAAGAAGAUGCGACUAUACCAAGCUUCCUACAUACCAGGAAAUGAGACAGCAAAUUUUCAAUGAAAUCAAUAAUGCCCGCACCAGCCCUCAGAAGUUUGCAGAGAGGAUGGAAAACACUUUGAAUUUGUAUAAAGCAAAUAAAGUGAAAUGCAGAUAUGGUGCUGAGCCACUGUUUACAAAUGAAGGAACUGAGGCUGCAAAAGAAGCCAUUUUGGAACUGAAAAGCACUGAGCAUAUGCAUGCUUUGGAGUGAUCAGAUGGCCUGAGCAAAGCAAGCCAGUUCUUUUGCAAUGAGAGUGGCUCACAAGGACUAAUUGGCCGCAAUGAAGGCAACCAAAUGAGUUUUGCUGACAGGAUUGCGAGGUUUGGGCAUUGGUCUGAGUCGAUUUUUGAAGCUAUUGAUUAUGGCUCUGUUGACGGCUUUGAAGUUGUCUGCAUGCUUCUUGCUGAUGAUGGUCUCAGCAGCCGCCCUCAUAGAAAAGCUAUCCUAAACCCCCGCUUCAAAACUAUUGGUGUCGGCUGUGCCCCUCACACAAAAACCAAAACCAUCGCAAAUGUCACCUUGUCUGAGCAUUUCAUUGAAAACGCCCAGACAGAAGCUGUCGAAGUAAGCCACGAAAGGAUCGAAAGCAUCAUAAUCAAUGAUGAAUGGCCUGAAAACGCUCUAAAACUGACUUGUCAAGUCCACAAAGGCUGUGAAGGUGACAAAAAGAUGGAAAUCAUCAAGAAGACAUGGACACUGGCUGAUGGCAGUACUAUAGAAGCUCAAGAAGUGCAUGAAGAAACAGGAACCAAAAAAGACUGUGUGGCUGCAAUUGCAUUGUACCCUGUUAUGAUUGAAGAGGUUAUGGCAAUUGCAGACGCUGGACAGAUCAUGCCUCCCAAGUCCACCUGGUUCGAGCCCAAGCCUAGAUCUGGAAUGGUCGUUAACGUCUUCCAGCAUUAA